UAAAGACUCAUGUCUUCCUCCAUCUAAUCUAUAAAUAUGAACACUUUUGCAACUUCCCAUCAUAUCAUUUCUUCUCUCCAUUAUCUAUUGAUAUCUCUACGCUUGGGAAGCACAAAGGCCAUGGCUAAGCUUGUUAUUGUGCUUGUCAUUGCUCUGCUAGCCAUUUCCAUGGCUGGUUCCAGCCACAAGGUUCUAGCUAAAGCUACUGAAGGUUCUUCAGAGCAAUACAUGCAGGCAUUGAAUGGACAAGGAUCCCUCAGGAUCUAUCAGUGUCCAUCACAAUGUUCAAGAAGGUGCUCCAAGACGCAGUACCACAAGCCAUGCAUGUUCUUCUGUCAGAAGUGUUGCAUGAAGUGCCUCUGUGUGCCCUCAGGCUAUUAUGGCAACAAAGGAGAAUGCCCUUGUUAUAACAACUGGAAGACCCAGAGAGGAGGACCUAAAUGCCCUUGAGUCGAGGAGCAUACAUUUGCUCUAACAUAUUGAUAUUGUUAUCCUAUUUUGCUGCACCUAAAAAUGCGCCUAUAUUAUCACAAGGCUGCCCGACUUACCUCAGUAUGGUUUGCCAGUGUGGUACGGGGAAGUAUGUCUUGUAUUAAGAAUCUAUAUUUACAAUUGACUGUUAAUGGGCUA
Molecule: messenger RNA, 630 nt
Organism: Zingiber officinale
Lineage: Eukaryota; Viridiplantae; Streptophyta; Magnoliopsida; Zingiberales; Zingiberaceae
Product: gibberellin-regulated protein 6-like
Exons: 4
Coding region: 37-450 (137 amino acids)
Source: RefSeq, a predicted model, not a curated record